Talaromyces proteolyticus is the source of this 1260-nucleotide messenger RNA. Its product is annotated as 3-ketoacyl-CoA thiolase. Bases 1 to 1260 code for a protein of 419 amino acids. Gene Ontology annotation, molecular function: acetyl-CoA C-acyltransferase activity. The transcript has 4 exons. Gene Ontology annotation, cellular component: peroxisome. Lineage: Eukaryota; Fungi; Ascomycota; Eurotiomycetes; Eurotiales; Trichocomaceae. Gene Ontology annotation, biological process: fatty acid beta-oxidation; phenylacetate catabolic process. The record is from RefSeq and is a predicted model, not a curated record.
AUGGCUGUGGAGCGGCUGAGUAGUAUUAUGGCUCACUUGGGAUGCACGACCUCUGGUGCAGCAGGCAUCUCUGCCAAAGAUCCUAAUGAUGUUGUCAUCACCUGUGCGCUCCGAUCUCCAUUUACGAAAGCGCUCAAAGGAGGACUCAAGGAUACCCCACUGGACCUCAUGGUGCACGCGCUGUUGAAGGAGAUUUUGUCCCGGUCAAAGCUAGAUCCGAGUCUAGUUCAGGACGUGUGCUUGGGCAAUGUACUAGACCCUGACUCUGCAUACAUUGCCCGAGCCGCAUCGUUGGCUGCUGGAAUACCGUACACCUCAGGAGCGUCUUCGGUCAACAGAUUCUGUUCGUCGGGUCUUAAAGCUGUCCAGGAUAUAGCCAACCAGAUACAGUCUGGAGCAAUCGAUAUUGGCCUCGCAGUCGGUGCCGAGUCCAUGACCGCAUACGGAGGCCGGAUCCCAGUCCCCAGACCCUUCAGUGAGGAGAUACUCAAGAACCACCAAGCAAAUAGCUGCAUGCAGCCCAUGAGCCAGACAUCCGAGAACGUGGCCCAGAGUUUCGCCAUAAGCCGAGAGGAUCAGGAUCGCUACGCAGCCGAGUCGUUCAGGCGUGCAGAGGCAGCUCAGGAUGCAGGGCGGUUUGACGAUGAGAUUGUUACCAUGACAGUUCGACAAAAGGACAAGAAGACUGGACAAGAGAGACGAAUCACUCUCAAAAAGGACGAUGGUAUUCGUCGAGGGACCACGUACGAGUCACUGGCAAAGAUCCCUCCUGCAUUCCCGCAAUUCGGCCAGACCACGACUGGGGGUAACGCGAGCCAAAUCACUGACGGAGCCGCUGCUGUCUUGUUAAUGAGACGCUCUAAAGCCAUCGAGCUUGGCCAACCCAUCCUGGCCAAAUUCUGUGGCGCAGUUGUCGCCGGCGUUCCACCUCAAAUUAUGGGAACAGGUCCGGUCGCGGCGAUUCCAAAGUUGCUUGACCAAUUCAAGGUCCAGAAGGACGAGGUGGACAUCUUUGAGAUCAACGAGGCGUUUUCAUCAAUGGCAGUCUUUUGUCUCCGGAAGCUCAGACUGGACCAUGCUAAGCUAAACCCGCGCGGUGGGGCAAUUGCACUGGGUCAUCCCUUGGGAGCAACGGGAAUUCGCCAGAUCUGCACGAUCCUCAGCGAGGCGAGGCGAGCGAAGAAGAGAAUGCUGGUUACGAGUAUGUGUGUUGGAACCGGGCAGGGAAUGGCGGGAUUGUUUGUGAAUGAGCAGCUCUAG